Molecule: messenger RNA, 528 nt
Organism: Lathyrus sativus (Indian pea)
Lineage: Eukaryota; Viridiplantae; Streptophyta; Magnoliopsida; Fabales; Fabaceae
Source: the annotation of a GenBank genome assembly
AUGUGGCCUGAGGUUAAUACUGAGGAGAUGUUGCCUCCAUCAUACAAAAGAGGCCCUGGUAGAUCAAAGAAAUUAAGGAGGAGGGAACCUGAUGAGGACCCUAAUAGGGGAAGGAUACAUACAUCUUAUUUUUGUACCAAAUAUGGUGUACAUGGCCACAAUGCAAGGAGUUGUUCAGUUCUGGUGCCUGACCCUGAAGCUCAGAAAAGAAAGAAAAAUGCUACACAAAAAACACAAUAUAGAUUUGUAGUGGAACAAACAACACAUGCUGAAAAUGAAGCUUCUACUGAACAACAACAACAACCUCAACAUGAACCUCCAACUAAAGAACAACCAGAAACACAAUAUGAUGUAAACCAAGAGUUUGAAAUGCUUGCAGCAGAUCUUUGUGCAGCUUUUGAAAGAACACAAACUCAACCCAAUAUCAAUGAUCUCACUUCCCAAAUUCCAACUCCAACUCAAGUUGCUAGUGACCAUGCUCCAACUGUUGAGGUUGCAUCCGUAAUUGGUUUCACAAGGGGUUGGUGA